Chenopodium quinoa (quinoa) is the source of this 2220-nucleotide messenger RNA. RefSeq lists its product as uncharacterized. The coding region runs from base 756 to 1664 and encodes 302 amino acids. The record is from RefSeq and is a predicted model, not a curated record. Lineage: Eukaryota; Viridiplantae; Streptophyta; Magnoliopsida; Caryophyllales; Amaranthaceae. The transcript is spliced from 5 exons. Gene Ontology annotation, biological process: ribosomal small subunit biogenesis.
GGUUAAAUGUAAUAUUUUAUAUUAAGUUACUAGUACUCUUAAUAGAUUAAUAAGUAAACACACAUUAUCAUGUCCUUUAAGGUCGUUUUGCAUAAUUACAACAGUUUGUCAACCACUAAUUUAACUAAAUCUAUUUACAUACAACCAAUGAUAAAUAUAAUCCUGGAUGUAUCCCAUCUUCAUUUGAAUCAAAAAAAAAUUGAUAAAUAUAAAAAAUAAAAAAUAAAAAAAUAAAAAAAAAUAAUAACCAAUAUAAACCGCUUUUGUUAACAGUCACUCCAACCAACCGAGUUAAACACCUGGUAGCCAACAAUAAAUUGUCAAACAAGGCCAAAUACUUGCGGAGAGAAAAGAGUUGAUACUUAAUAGGAAGUGAGAUAAAAGAAAGUAAUGCACUAAUGUGUCAAAAGGAUGAAAUGAGAUGAGAAAAGAAUUCGGAGCAUUCUUGUAACGAAAGGACGAUUUUAAGAAAAUCCCUCCUAUAAUGAGCUUGGUGAGAUUCGACCUCUGACCUCACGUCUAAUUUUUUUUUUUUUAAAAAAAACCAGCUAAUUAUUAUAGUCUCCUGUCUCGAACGGACCAACGGAUGGAGUAAUUACCUUAGUUCUUUGUAUAAAAUUAAACUUCACUAUUUUGUUUUUUUAAAAAAAAAAAAAAAAAAAAAAAAAAAGCGUAUUUGUGUACAUCAAGUCAUCCAUGGUGUUAUAUUGUUAUGUAGCAAAGUAGGAGUAUAAAGUGUCUCUGAGAAAAAAAGGAUGAGGAAUCUUCAAACUCUGCUAAAAUUAUCAAGAAAAUCUCAACUCCCUUCUUCUCAAAAACCAUUGUUUUCCCCUUCAACAUUUCUCUCUCCUAAACCCCUAAAUCUCUUAAACCCUUCCCUUAAACCCUCCACCGUUUUUACUCCACAUUUGCCUUUUCUGUCAUCACAACACAAAGUUUCCGCAUUUUCUUCUCAAAUUCUUCGUUUUUUCAGCAUUUCUGGAGCUUCUGAUCACAAUGGAGAAGACCCAUAUGAAACUGAUCAAGAUUUGGUUAUUGAGGAAUGGGUGGAAGAGGAUGACACUGAUCCUGAGAUCGGUGAUGGAGGGGCUGGAGGUGGAAUUGUGCUCCAAAAUGUCCCCUGGGGUGAAAAAGUACUAUCUAUAGCACGUGAAGUUUUGCUACAAUUUGACGAUGACGUAAAGUUGUACUCUUUCAAGACUACUCCUCGCGGCUAUAUUUAUGUCAGACUCGACAAACUCUCCAAUGAGUAUGGCUGCCCCAGCAUAGAGCUAAUUGAAAGUUAUAGCCGAGAAUACAAGAAACGUUUGGAGGAAGAUGGAUUUAAGGGAGAGAUACCAAAUGAUCUUGCUCUGGAGGUAUCUUCUCCAGGUGCAGAGCGCCUACUAAGAAUACCGGAGGACUUACUUAGGUUCAAAGAUUUUCCUAUGGUGGUAUCUUAUGUUGAAGAAGGUACUGAAGCCAAAUCUCAGGAGAAGAGUGGGGUUUUCUUGCUUGAUUCUAUUGAGACAGAAACAGAGCAUUGUGUCUGGAAACUGGCUGACGUACGAGCAAAUAGGGAUCCUGCAAGUAAAGGAAGGCCAAUGAGUCGUAAAAGGAAGGAUUGGAGACUGAAGCUUCCAUAUUCAAAGCUGAAUAGAGUAACAUUAUACAUUGAGUAUUAAUUGCUGAAACAUAAUAUUAUUUUUGCAGUGUAGCCUAGUUUUUUCUGACCCUAAAAUUAUGUAUGGCAGUAUGGCACACUUAGUUUAGUUAUGUCGUAGAUGAAAAAAUUUCAGGAUAUGUUGCUAUAGUUAAUUUUGAGGCUAAAGAAAUGAGAUAUCACUAGUUUCCUGAUAGUCAAUGUGGAUGAUUAACUUCACUUGAUUCAUAUAAACAUCUAUUUGAUAGAAUUAUUCAUAGAAUCAUGUAAAAUUGUAAACUUUUUUGCAACAUUUCUCCGUUUUUCUAUAUUAUGCAGGGUUUUUUUUUUUUUUUUUUUUUUUUUUUUUUUUUUUUUUUUUUUUUUUUCCCAACUGCAACUGUAUUAGGCAGUUUCAGUGUUGAAGACUUGAAGCAUUGCCAUUUCUUGGUGUAUUUGAUAACCUACGGCUAUGGGCUAAACAACACGUUUGGUACAUAAUUACAAUGUUAAUGAUUUUAUAUGUACUCCGUAAAUUUUAUGGAAAAUCAAUAUGUCCAUGUUCAUGUUUCCCUUUCUUUUUGUACUCCCUUUAUUAG